Messenger RNA from Aspergillus aculeatinus CBS 121060, 1321 nucleotides. RefSeq names its product basic helix-loop-helix domain-containing protein. Gene Ontology annotation, molecular function: protein dimerization activity. The annotation marks the transcript as partial. The record is from RefSeq and is a predicted model, not a curated record. Lineage: Eukaryota; Fungi; Ascomycota; Eurotiomycetes; Eurotiales; Aspergillaceae. The transcript is spliced from 2 exons.
CAUGUCCGGGGAGCUCACCAUCAAGGAGCAGUCCUCGGUGGAUGCGGCCGACACCUUUGCUCUGCCUCCUGCUGCCAUGAGCCCUGUUCGGAUGGUCGCUGCCAGCCGAAGGUCCUCCAAGUCGGAUCCCGCCUUCUGCUUUCCUGCGUCCCCUGCCUCGCCCAAUACCACCAUGGGCAGCAUGGCCAACUCGCCGCGUCAGACGGGAAUCAAGCGACCCCUGGAAGAAUUUAAUCUGCCACCACCGCCGACCCGCACCCGCAAGAUCAUCCAGAUGAAGCCCAAGACCCAGAACCAGCCCAAACCCGCCGCGCCGCCUAGCAGCAAGGCCUCCACGAAAGACAACGCCAGCAAAGCCUCUGCCAGCAAUGCGGCUCCCUCAAACCCCAAGAAGAAACAGCCCAGCGCCACAAGCGCAGCCGGUCGGAAGAUUGCGCGCAAGACAGCACACAGCUUGAUCGAGCGCCGGCGGAGAUCGAAGAUGAAUGAAGAGUUUGCGACCCUCAAAGACAUGAUCCCCGCCUGUCAGGGACAGGAUAUGCAUAAGCUCGCUAUCUUGCAGGCAAGCAUUGAUUACGUCAACUACCUGGAGCAAUGUAUUUUAGAUCUGAAGACCGCGGGUGGUCCUGCAACAAGAGUCUCUCCGUCCAUGGCACCGGCCCCACCCUCUCCAGCAUCUCCGGGAGCUCUUGGAGAGGAGUCAGGACUUUCAUCUUCGGCUUCGGUGUCUCCAGAACUUCUCCCGACUGAAUCGUCGGCCUCUAAUACGACUUCACCGACAUUUUCUGCACAGAUCCCGACGCCUGCUCCCGGAUCACUUCCUGACCUCCGAUGCUCGUUCGCGACAUUCUCUGCCUCAGAACCAGUCCAGCCCGCCGCCCCAGAGACGUCCCGCUCGGCACGUGGCUCGUGGGCUGCAUCGGCCAGUACCUCCCCGGGCCUGCCACCGCAGUACGCCAUAACAUCUCCAGCCGAUGUCGACCAUGAAGCGUCGGCAGCCUUGCUCAUGCUGAACCGUGACUGUCGAGGAUCCGUGGGAUCGGUCCAUGACGCGCAGGCACCUCCUGUCCCUAUCGCGCGGGAAGACCACAGCCAGGGGCAAGAUCCGCAAAAGAAGCUGGGCAUGAGUGUGAAAGAUCUGCUCAUAUCUUAAGUUCUGUAUUUCUAGCAUGUUUUUCACGGCGUAAAAAGUUUAGUAAGUGGUUCGGCGUGUGGAUAAGCGUUGUUCAAACAGAAAGAGAGCGGAUCGGCGUUCUUUGGGCAGGAUGAUAUGUUGGGUUUUCUUUGUUCUAUAUAUGCAGGCUGGGCCGGUAUAAGUAAU